ACACAGUCGGCUAACAAAGCCACACUCGGACUGUGCCGCGGUGUUGGAUUGGCAUCUACAGCUGUCGAGUGAGAAACCACAUUCCCCCCAUAGCCAGCCAGCCAGCACCGCCACUGUUGUGUGUUAAUAGCCAAGUUGAACAAAAUGCCAAGACCAAUGAGGUAGCGGAACCAGCCCUAGCUGUCUUUAAUCAUGCUUACGGAUGUCGGAGGACUUUCGAUACAGCCUCGUCGUGCCGGCCAAAUGGACCGUUGGUCGUUAUCAAGUUGGCCAUCGACAUUCCAUUGGCUGGCAUUGAAAACGACUGCGCAACCGGUUCAACGUUGGCCCGUCCACUCGUACGGAAAAACGAAAUCCCCGCCGACACAAAGUCUUGCCUAUCACACCAGUUCAAACUCGUCGUCGUCGACACUAUUUACAACUUCAAACGCGUUCUUGUCGUUCGGCUGGGUGGUGACGACGGAGGGGGUCGAUGGGGGCAGCUGGAUCAAGUCGUAGCGAGCGUCCAGAACGGUGUUGAUCAUAGUUUGCAACGGCGUCAGCUGGUCUUGGCCAGUGAGGGCAGCUUUGAGCACCGCCGGUGAAAACCCCGACAGGAGCGACACAUUCGCUUCGUUGGCCAGAGUGGGGGCGUCGGUGGUAUCUCCGUUCACGUUCCAAAACACCAUGUGGGGCAGUGUAUACCCCGCGGCAGCAAACUCGUGAGCAACCGCUUGGAAAUUCGUCUCAGCCCCCCCCGCCUCGUCAAACUGCAUAUCGGACACCACGAUGAGCUUCUCGGGCAUGCUGUUUUGGGCGACGUUGUUGUUUGUGGCCGUGGUCAAGAUGAGGCGCAGCGCCGCCAUGAAGUCUGUGUUGCCGCCCCACGGCGCCUGCGCUAAACAGUGCACUUUUUCCAACAACGACGUCCCCACGACCUCGUGAAACCGCGGCUUCUCCUCAAAUGUCAUGACCAAACCGUGGAAUUCCCCUUCCACGACCUCCGACACGAGCAAUCCGAGGGCGAUCGACACCAUCAUUGGGGUGCCACUCAUCGACCCUGACACGUCCGACAUGACGAGUGUCCGGCCGAGGUGUCCCGCCGCCCGCCCGUUGGCCAGCAUCACCUUCCACUGCGCCUCGACCAACUCGUUUUCGACUGUGUGCAGUUCAUCGUACGCGCCAUAGUACUGCGCGACCACUUGGUGUGGAUGCAAAACGGAUGCAUUCACUUUGGUCGCGCCGGUCUUGAGGCCAUGCUUCCACGUCGUGAACUUGUCUGCCAAGUGCUUGUCAAAGGCACGGUGGGGUUUUCCGUGCCUGUGCAUGGCCACACUUGGCACCUUGUUCAGAUCGAUGGCCUCCCAGUCAUUGGCACACAUGCGUUGCUCCAGAAGUUGCAACUUGGCCCGAAGGGGCGCAAGGAAUUGCUUGCGAAGGUCCGCCGACGUUAAUCCCAUGUGUUUGGCCAACUUAAAGUUGACGCGGUGCGUGCCCUUGUCGGCCGACUUGUUUUCACUUGGCACCCACUUGGCACACAAACUGACUACUGGUUCUUGGCUGUCCAAGGCCGUUCUAUCCUUGCGCAACUGGUCGGCCAACACUUGCAACGCCGCGGCUUCCAACGGCGUGCCCAUCAAUGCCAGCACGUCGUCGAAGCGGCCGUAUUCUGCCACGUAAUGGCUCAAGUUGUGCGCGAGCGCGUCCGGGGCGUGCGAGGCCAGCCAUUUGAACGCAAAGCGAGCCACCUCUCGCUCCCCCUUGCCGAAUCGAAUAUCGCGAAGAUGCGCCACGAGUUUGAGCGUGUGCAGUGCGUCUUCCUUGUAUGCCGCAGCCACCAGCUGCUCCACUCGAGACUCGGGGGUGCCGCGAAGCACGCCAAAGUACAAGUCCACGCGGGCACUGGUGGUCGUGGCGUGGGUGACAGCACCAUUGGACGUUGUUGUCAUCUUUUGUACAGCGAUCUGCUUGGCAGCUUGGGCAAAGGACAUGGUCAGGGCGUCGAAUUGAAAACUGAGGAGGUGGUUUUGCAGCAAACCAGCACCGAUGGAGGCAGUGAAUGAUGGUCGCUCUCGUGAAAGUGAUGGUCCAGGUAUGUCGUGGGGUUGUGUUUCAUCACUUCAAAGUGCUGAGUGGUUGGUGAGUACAUGUAGUAAGUAUACUGUAUGAGCUGUACCAGGGUCGUAUCUAAUUUCACGAUUGGUAUUGGCACCACCACCACCACCAUGCAACCAUCGCCGCCUUCCAGUCAUAAGUACAGUGCUAGCAAGAACGACCCAACCCGUGUACUGUAGGCCACGCCUUCGAGAGUUUUAGUCCAACAUGUCAAGUAAACUGCACCAGAAUGAGGGAUUGGCCGUACUUGGCCUUGUAAAGACUGGGGAGAUCUAGGUUAAACUCGAACGAUGGCCGGCCGCCGAGAGUUCGAACCGUAACAUUACGAGUCGACGGGAGAGUUCGUUCACAUCUGAAACUUUGCACCAUACUAGGCUCUUCAUUGUUUGUGUCCAUUCCUUCAUACUUCGAAGUAAUAUGGUUGUGAAUACACUGUACUGACUGUACUGUAGCAAACGAUCAAGGUACAGUAGCCAUGGCAACAAGUAAUGGAGAAGGCACUACCACUUGACAACUAGCUUGGUGCUGGCCUUAACUGCUCCUGUACAGCCAGCUCCCUAACUCCAAGCCAAUGGGUUGUCGUAGUUUCUGGCAAAUGGGGAUUCAAUCGUGAUCUUACUGUGUGUAUUAGUUGUGCAGUCAGUGUUUACCAUGCAUUCAUUGGCUCGUUGCUUUAAUGUUACUACGUAGUAUACAAUUAACUGUAACGUUAAGCUAUAAAGUUAAGUGUUUAUAUCAACUGUAUGAUAUUUUCAUAUUUUCUGGUAAAUUAUGAAUCACAAGUCCAAAUAAAUUUGUGUACUA
This is a messenger RNA of Aphanomyces astaci, 2898 nucleotides long. RefSeq lists its product as hypothetical. The coding region runs from base 1659 to 2042 and encodes 127 amino acids. NCBI's taxonomy places the organism in Eukaryota, Oomycota, Saprolegniomycetes, Saprolegniales, Verrucalvaceae. The transcript has 5 exons. The record is from RefSeq and is a predicted model, not a curated record.